CUUUGACUGCCCUCUCUCCGGCGUGCACGAUCACAACCGUUGUGAGCGCGCACGCACGCAGCCGUACGUGGAUCCGACCCAGCAAUAACAGUCCUGACGGGAUGAGCUCUAAACAUUUGACCCUGUGGAAGUAACCCUCCUAUCCCGAGGUAGGUGAUAGAAUGUGAGCGUGCGUGGAUCUCUCCAAGCGGGCUGCAUGAAGCCCCGGACGGUGUCAUGCGUCGUGCCCCGCAGCAGAGCGCGCACCCGCUGCGGCUCGCCGUCGUGCUCUUCCUGGUCUCCGCGGGGGUGCCCGCGUCCCCGCUGCUGUCGUCGGGCUGCCCGGACAGGUGCGUGUGCGACGACCAGCUGGUGGUCCAGUGCGCCGGGCAGCACCUGAGCCGCUUCCCGGCGGACCUGCCGCUGGCCACCCGGCAGCUCAUCAUCUCCGACAACCUCAUCGCGGAGCUCCCGCCCUUAGCCCUCAACUACCUCUCGGACCUGGUCUACCUGGACUGCAGCAACAACUCCCUGACCGAGGUCUCCCAGUCCACGUUCGGGAACCUAAGGAAGCUGGCCUAUCUCGACCUGUCCUUCAACACCCUGACCCGGAUCCAGGACAGGACCUUCGGCCCCCUGGCGAGCCUGAUCAUGUUGAGGAUGACGGACAACCCGCAGCUGUCCGACAUCCACCCGGACGCCUUCGCGGAAAAUCUCGCCCUGCAGGUUCUGGACGUGAGCAGGAACAAUUUGACGGAGCUGAACGUCACGUCGCUCGUUGCCCUGCCGGCCCUGCGCUCCCUGGGACUCAGCGGGAACCCCUGGAGCUGCGAGUGCGUCAUGGAGGAGCUCUGCCUGUGGGUGCACCUGGAGGGCUUCAAGUUCCAAGACGAGGGCCAGACCGUGUGCGCCUCCCCGGACGACCUGGAGGACCAUCGUCUCGGCGAGGUGGGGAUCCAACUACGGACUUUGUGUCACCCCACUCUGGGCUCCUGGGACUACCUUUUCUUCGUGAUCAUCGGCUUUGUCAUCUUUGCCGCGGGAACCGUGUCGGCCUGGGUCAUGGGGGUCAUCAUGGUGUUCUACGAGCGCUACAUCAAGAAGAAGGACGAGCAGCUGGAGCUGGACGAGGGGGACGAGGGGGGGAUGGGCCGGACUGCACGGGCCAGGAGUGACCACGGGGAUGCUUUGUUAAAACACACUGUAUAGGGGUUUUGGGCCUCUUUUUUUCCCACUUUGGAUCGUCACUGUGACAGUUUGGAAGUCUUUUGAUAGGUUGUUUGGGAAGUGCCUGACUGACAAGGAGGAUGUGAAUCAAGCCGGUUCCCUCUAAGCUUGUAUGACCAUUUAGGGUACAGCCAUUGUUGUGAACAAAUUGAUAACAUACCGUAUAUUUUGAGCGUCAGAUGGCGACCUACCUCGCAAACACUGCCAGAUCUGUCAAGGUACAAUCAAGAUGUCCCUUGUGGUACUCAUGGACCACAUAGGGCUUAUUGCUGGACUCCUGUAUAAAAUGUGUUGUACCUUUUCCAGGGCCCAAGAGCUACAUGCAUGUUUCAAAAUCUAUUUUUUAGGGUACCACACCAGCGACAAACUGUUAUCUGCUGUGAGAGAUUAGUACAAUCAAUCCAAAAAAAAAACCUACACUAUAUUGCCAAAAGUAUUUGGCCACCCAUCCAAAUGAUUAAAAAUCUGAUGUGCUAGGGCAGGGGUGUCAAACUCAAAUACAGAGUGGGCCAAAAUUUUAAACGGAACAAAGCCGCGGGCCAAGGUUGAACAAAUUAACAUUUUAAUAGGCACCCAAACAAGUUUUGCAUUAAAUAUUGAACA
This is a messenger RNA of Nerophis ophidion (straightnose pipefish), 1809 nucleotides long. Its product is annotated as leucine-rich repeat-containing protein 52-like. The coding region runs from base 217 to 1188 and encodes 323 amino acids. Gene Ontology annotation, molecular function: potassium channel activator activity; transmembrane transporter binding; voltage-gated potassium channel activity. NCBI's taxonomy places the organism in Eukaryota, Metazoa, Chordata, Actinopteri, Syngnathiformes, Syngnathidae. The record is from RefSeq and is a predicted model, not a curated record. Gene Ontology annotation, cellular component: voltage-gated potassium channel complex. The transcript has 2 exons.